Messenger RNA from Chilo suppressalis (striped riceborer), 4051 nucleotides. The record is from the annotation of a GenBank genome assembly. NCBI's taxonomy places the organism in Eukaryota, Metazoa, Arthropoda, Insecta, Lepidoptera, Crambidae.
GCGACUGUCGCGCCUGUGCACGUCUCAUUUAACGGGUGCUCUUGGCGUGGGAGGCGAGAUAGGCGGGAGCAGAGCGCACUCUAUGGCACAUCCCGGUCGGAACGCACGGGUCGCGCGUUACAACGCGAGGAAAAAAGGCACCGAAGUCUGCGCGAUACUGUAAACAUUACGCGCCAAAAUUUUGGAUUUAAUCUGUGCUGUGCUCUAGUGUUUGAAUAAUUUAAAUAUCGAAGGGUGUAAAUAACCAGUUCGCAAUGCAUGUGUUUGAAUUUUAUGUUAAUUUUAAAGUGAGAAUUUUACGUGUAACAAAUGAAUGUUAACCAGGUGAUUUUGAAUAUUGAGUGAAAAUGGGAGUUAUCAAGAAAAGGAACCGCUCUCAUGAGACAGAAAAACCUAAAGGAAAACCCAGGAAGUUACGAGACAGUGCAGCAAAACUUGCUAGAUAUACGAGAGAAGAAGCUAGACACACAGGUCCUUUAUAUAAAGGGAGCUGUGGACCUCAGUCAUGCUUAUUCGGUAUCGAAGAGGUGGCUUGUAUGCCCUUCAAUAACACAGACUACUAUUGCUUGUGCACCUCCAAUGGACUACCUCCUACGCGGGACUACAAAUGUCCUAGAAGUACAGUGCCCGUGACGCCAAUGCCGAUACACAACAUCAUACCACCGACGACGUCCAACACUUCCGCCGAGAGCCGAGCGCCGUCCGAUGAGAUGUCCAAGUCGUUGAUAAUCCGAGCUGCACCCGGAAAGAGCACGAGCAGCGAUAGCGCCAGCGCCGGCUCCGGCGUCAACGGUGCUGGUGUCCUGCUGGCCACUGUCACUAUCGGCGGCGUAGCGCUAGUAACACUUAUCAUCGUAGUCGUACUAUUCUACCUCAGAAGACGGCUACGGAGCGUAGACGGCAAAACACAACCGCGUCGGCCAGGGGAGCCCCUACUAGCGGAGCGGUACAUAAGCAAUCCUCAGUACGGAGUAUACAGCGCGGGGCAGUCAGUGGCUGUAGUAGCGGAUGAUGAGACCGGGGAACAGGUGCCGCUGUUGGACCGCAAUGCGCUCACCUUCCUCGAGGAGGUGGGAGAAGGAUGCUUCGGCAAAGUUCAUAAAGGUCUUCUCAGAGCUAAUAGCGGGGAAUCGGUAGUAGCUAUUAAGGUUUUAAAAGAGAGCGCAGGCAGAAGCGCAGAAGAAGAUUUUGUACGAGAGGUGUCAAUAAUGUCAGCCUUUCGCCACCCCAAUAUCCUCACGCUAGUCGGUGUAGUCUACAGAAAUGAUAUAGGAGCUAGUCCCUGGAUGGUGUUCGAGUAUAUGGAAUGGGGGGACUUGGCAGGAGUCCUACGGGGUUCCAAAGGAGGAGGUCGCCCUGGGCCACACUUGGACGACCCUGCGCUUCUUCACGUCGCGCUGCAAGUAGCUCGCGGGAUGCAAUACCUUGCUUCCCGCCGCUUCGUCCACAGAGACUUGGCUGCCCGCAACUGCCUAGUCGGCGCCAACCUGGCCGUCAAGAUAGCUGACUUCGGAAUGUCUCGCGACGUCUACACAUGCGACUACUACAAAAUGGGUGGGGAACGCCCCAUGCCCGUCCGUUGGAUGUCCCCAGAGAGCAUAGUCUACGCUCGCUUCACCCACGAAUCCGACGUAUGGUCAUACGGUGUCGUGCUAUGGGAGAUAUAUAGUCGCGGCAAGCAGCCUUUCUACGGGCACAAUAAUGAUGGUGCGACGAAGCUAAUACUCCAAGGUAUAGUGUUAGUGCCGCCGGAAGACUGUCCGCGUUUUGCUUGCGAGUUGAUGCGCGCUUGUUGGAGGACAGAUCCGCGGGACAGGAUAGGGUUCGACGAGAUUUGCAGGAAGUUGGAGGUAGCGGAGGGUGCGGGCGUGCCGGUGAGAUUACCGCGUCCACCGCCGCCUUCGCAAGAUUCUGCUGGAUAUUUGAUACCGGCGCAACGACCCACCGUAGACUACCUAGCUCCUUUACCCGAUCCGGAACAAGAGUCCGAGUCUGAUAGCAGCGAUGACGAAGACGAUGACGAAUUCACCUGACGGGUGGUGAAGGCGUCUGAGUACGUGCCCCAUGCUGCGCCUACCGACGUCUUCAAGUUGCAAGCGCGAGGUACCGGUGGGCAGUUCGAUUGUUAACCUACGCAAUAUCGAUCGUUCGAGAAGGUGAUGAAUACUCAAUAAUUGUAUUGUACUUUUGUGUGAUAUGAUAUGUUUCUUCUUAAAGUAAACCUUAGCUGACACGCUGGAUUUUAAACAGUCAUAUAGUUUUUAUAAGACAAAAUAUGUUUACGCUAAAAUGAAAUGAUUAAUAUAAGAGAAACUUAAAAGUUGUGGAACGCCGUUAGUGGCCGCACCGCACAGUAGUUAAUUGUAAAUGUUUUUUGUUUAUAAUAUUUGUGCCAUAUACCAAAAACUAAAGAUGUACCUAAUAGGAUUAUAGUGAAAUGUAAAUGCAUAUAUUGUUAUUCUCGUACAUAUACAUAUGUUAAAUAGCAGUUUAACUAAGUAUUUAAUUGUAUGUAUGUUAAUUAUUAUUUAAAAUUUAGUGGCUUAUUGUUGUACCACCAAAAUUAAUCACAGGAUAUAGUUAUUUAUUACUGUUUGCUAUAAUAUGUAUACCAUCAAGAACUGUUACUAUACUCUAAACAAGCGCUUUAAAUAAGUAGGCAUGAUAAUUGAUAAAAAUUUAAUUAACAGGUAGAUAGGUAACUAAUAAGAGACAUGCAGGUUUUUCCAUAAUAAACUGUUAGAUUUAUUAGAAUAUAUGAAUAGUUCAUUUAUUAUAUUUUUGAAACUAAAAUGUGAAUAUGUAUUUAAUAUUUAUAUUAUUGCAUUUAAUAAGUAGACCUAAAAGUUAAAUUGUACCUAUAUUAACUAAUAAGAAAUCAGUGCAAUUACUUACAUCAUUAUGAAUUACCGACAUUAUGAAGGUACCCGAACUUGUAUAAGUACUUAGGUACCUAUAUUUUUAAAACAUCAGCUAAAGACUGGCCUUAAAGAUAGGUAAAAUGCAAGUCUGCUCACCUACUUCGUAUUUAAAUGAGUUAUAUUUUCCUUUAUCUUACAAAAUGAAGGCACAAUAUGCGACUUCUUAUUAGGGUGGAAACCUGGACCGGAAUUUUAAACAUCUAGCAGUUAAAUGCUUAAAACUCUAUAUUAUUUUUAAAAUUAUAAAUUAUUAUAUUUUAAUACACAAAAUUAACAAUAAUUCUAAAGUUUCAACAACUCAACAUAAAACGAAAAUUAAUUGAAAAUGAUAAACAACUUAACUAAAUAACUUAAUGACUUUUUAUUAAUUCUUUGGACACAUGCAGUUUUGUUCCAAAGCAAUGAUAUCGAUCGAUUAAUUCAGACACAAUUGUCAGAUUAUUUUUUCCUCUGUUUAAUUAUCGCCCGUUUUUUUUCUGUGGAAAACGGAGUUUCGAUCAGAUUCCGCUUUCGUCAGAAUAUAGGAUGUUUUUUUCUAACAAAAGCGGAAUCUUAGAUUUAGGCUGGCCGUUUUUUUUUGGACGAUAAAUCGCCAUUGGGUACAAUAAGAUUAAUCUCCUUUGUAGUUAGUUCUGUUGCCUUGGUACAGCAGUUCCAUCCAUAACAGAAGGGAUACUUGAAAAAAUUCUUGACCACCAUUUCAGCGCUAUAUACCGUGAUCACUCAGUGAUCCGUUAUCCGGCUUCACACUAAAACUUAUGUGAAAAAUUACUUCAUUUAUUGGCUGUUAUCUUGAUUUGAGAAAAAUGAUCUUUAAAUCUAAAGAAAUAUAACUAGAAAAAAAUCCACGCGGACCAGGCAGCAGACGGGACUCAAACCCUUCGCUAUCCGGGCAAAUGCAUUGACCAAUUCUGCUACCGCGCCUCAAAAUUCUUCUAGCCAUUCUUAAGCUGCAAGGCAGCGCCAUCUCUUCGCAUUGUAGACAACCCACAAUGUCAAAUGAAUACUUUUACAAGUAUUAAACAUUUGAAAGAAGAAACAGCAGUUAUAGUUAUAAUUUUUAUUUUUUAAGCAUGUAACUGCUUGAUGUUUAAAUCUAAAGAAAAAAAGAAAACACUGUCUAUUAUAUU